Pleurotus ostreatus (oyster mushroom) is the source of this 582-nucleotide messenger RNA. RefSeq lists its product as uncharacterized. The coding region runs from base 1 to 582 and encodes 193 amino acids. NCBI's taxonomy places the organism in Eukaryota, Fungi, Basidiomycota, Agaricomycetes, Agaricales, Pleurotaceae. The transcript has a single exon. The record is from RefSeq and is a predicted model, not a curated record.
AUGCGAGGACUGGCGGCUUGGGAGGCUGAUGCCGUCGCUUUCCAUGGCCGAACGGGCAUGUUCAUUCCCACCCCGUCUUCGACAUCAUCAUCACCGUCGCAAACCCCCAACUUCCCUGCAUACGUCCGCGCGAAUCCGCGACACACGCAAACACUCCUCUGCGACGAGGCUGCGUGGUCCACUGUAGACUCACGAUGCCGAAAGUACGCGCGACGGGUUCUGAGGCCGGGGCUACGACGCGGGGCCAAGCGUUCAACGUUCAACGUUCAGCGUUCAGCGUUCAAACGUUCGAGACUCAAGGCUCAAGGCUCAACGACCCUGUUCACGCACCAUGAAUGCCUCUUCGUCGUCGACUACUUCACUACUUCGGCUCCUCGAAAUGCAGCCCCGAUUCCCGCUCGCAUACUCAUACUCUCUUCCCUCCUCCAUCGUGCGCCGUGCGCCGUGAAUCGCGAAUCGCCACUCAUGCCACCCAUGCGGCCCUGGAGGCCUGAGGCGCGCGGGUGCCGUUCGCAACAUGAGAGCGAUGCGCCGCCAAUGUGCACCGGAUCUCGGAUCCCUGCGGAGAGCGUCCGCAUCUGA